AUGUACCUAUUCCAAGCUGGAUUACAGGUCUCAACUUUGCGGUUUUUGGGCCAUUGGACUAUAGAACGGUCUUUGAACAACUACUUGCAAGAAGCAGUGGCUUUCCAGUUGGUAGCCCGGCUGCAGCCAUGGGCUCAGGCCUGGCUUCGCAAUGCCUUGCCCCCAGCACUGAGCACAUUGUCGCUUCCCCGGCGCGUGGCACAGCCGGCACUCUGGCAGCCUCCGGCCUCUUUAAGCUGGCAGCUGGCACUCACGGCAGCUGAAAGCUAUGCAGGCUUUGGAACGGCAAUUCCGCAGCCGAGUAGUUUCGGCUGGGAGCUUGAGGGGCCAGCGCUACGGAGAGCGGCAAAGCGGUACGCCGCGGAUCCGGCAUUCCACCAGUAUGCCAGGGCCAAGACGGCGCUACAGCACUUGACAGCUCACGAGUCUCCUCGUGGAGCCCAGGCAGUUCUGGAAGCUGUACAGCUUGCGCUGGCUCUGGGCUGUUGCGUGCUCACUUUCCGGCCUGCCUUCGGCCUGCUGCUCAGCAAGCUGCUUGCCCUCUGCAUACGUGUGGCCGUCCGGCACAGCAGCGCUCUCCUCACCAUCGUGUUUGAUGAGCUACUGGAUGAGGCGCUGGCUCAAAUGGACAGUGCGCUUCGGCCUCCGGUGUGGGCUACGCCUCCCGAUGGCACAUGCCCCGUCCUGCAACUUGGUGUUUCUACUUUCACGCAUGUGCUGGGCAACGUUGUGUCCGCCACAAGUGGCGCAGUCAUCGCGUUAUGUGCGCGAGCCCUUAAGGCCCGCCUCCGUGUGGCAGCAUAG
Messenger RNA from Symbiodinium sp. CCMP2592, 804 nucleotides. NCBI's taxonomy places the organism in Eukaryota, Dinophyceae, Suessiales, Symbiodiniaceae. The record is from the annotation of a GenBank genome assembly.